Pseudovirgaria hyperparasitica is the source of this 1034-nucleotide messenger RNA. RefSeq lists its product as uncharacterized. NCBI's taxonomy places the organism in Eukaryota, Fungi, Ascomycota, Dothideomycetes, Acrospermales, Acrospermaceae. The record is from RefSeq and is a predicted model, not a curated record. The coding region runs from base 76 to 702 and encodes 208 amino acids. Gene Ontology annotation, cellular component: nucleolus. Gene Ontology annotation, biological process: ribosomal large subunit biogenesis. The transcript has 4 exons.
UAUCGAUAAACUAAAACUACAUCUUCACCGCACCCACGCACACACACUCAACGGCACUGCGUUGAGUCGUUCAAGAUGAGGAUCGAGACUUGCUAUUUCUGCUCGCAGCCGGUGUACCCCUCCAAAGGAAUAACAUUCGUCCGCAACGACGCCCGACUCUUCCGCUUCUGCCGCUCAAAAUGCCAUAAAAACUUCAAAAUGAAGCGCAACCCCCGCAAACUAGCCUGGACCAAAUCCUUCCGCCGCGCGCACAACAAAGAGCUCGCCGUCGACAGCACCCUCCUCUUCGCCGCCCGGCGCAACGUGCCCACGCGCUACAACCGCGACCUCGUCGCCAAAACCCUCAAGGCCAUGGCCCGCGUCGCCGAGAUCCGCAAGAAGCGCGAGCGCGUCUUCUACAGACGGCGCAUGGCCGGGAAUAAGGAGCGGCAGCGCGCCGCGGAUCGGAAGCUGGUGCGGGAGAAUCAGCAUCUUUUGCCGGUGGGCAUGAGGGAUGAGGUUAGGAGGGUGUUGGAGGAUGGUGAUAAGGAAGAGGAGGUCGUGGGUAUGGAGGUUGAGGGGCAGGAGGAGGUGCUGAGUGAGGUGGAAGUGGAGGAGGAGGAGGAGGAGGAGUUGAGGGUCAAGGCGCCGAAGAAGGCGGUUAAGAAGAAGCAGAAGCUUGUGCGCGGGAGCGGGCCUGAGGCUAUGGAGGUGGAUGGAUGAACGUUGGAGCUGGAGCCGAGAAGAAUAUUUUUCCACGGUGUAGUGAGAUCCCCCCCUUUUUCUCAGUAGUUGGCAUUGCAAGGAGUUUUCGGCGCAGAUUUGACGGGGCAACGGGGCAGAGCACCUCGGAAAGAAAAGACCGGGUUUUUCAAUUGGCUUUGUUCUAGGUAGAGCCGCCCACAUUCCCUAGCAGGACUACCUAUAUACACAUGUGUGUACGUAUGUGUAUGGAAAGCCGUUGACUUUGACAAAAGCCGAGUACAUCAUAUAUAUCGGACGUGCGUUGUAGUUCGAUAAUAGAUCUACAGGCAGGCAGACACCCGUGUGCUAUG